CCAUUCAAAUAUCCCUCAAGAUUCUCCAAGCCUUGAAUCUUCAUCGUCAUCUUUCUUCAAUCCUAGCCCUUUUCAUUUGUUCUAUCGACCUGACCGACCCGAACCAACUACCUUUUAGAACCCCUAAAAUCUUUUUUCUUGACAAUUAACUCAACCCAACUAGCCACUCAAGCUGAAAGAAAGCUCGAAACACGAUGAAAACAUACAUGAAAAAUGGAAGCUUGAUUAUGUUCAUUGCUAUCUUGAUGGGCUUUUGUGGUAACACAGAAGGUGCUGAAGUAACAUGUGAACCUCAAUACGGGUUCUUGCCAUGCACAAGUGGUCUUUGGGGAAAACUUUUCUUGAUCGUGGUUUAUCAAUACUUGAUGUCUGUGGGUCAAAGUUAUAUUUCAAACGGGUCGGAUAAGUUCUUCAGCCUUAUUGGACCGGGUAUCUUUGGUGCCGGGUUGUUCCAUAUUCUUGCGAACUUCCCUUUGCUGUACCUCAUCCUUCAAAUGGGAUUAUCAGCUAGCGAUGACACAAGUGCAUAUUUUAGUGCUGCAAUGGGAAUGAAUGUGCUAGCAGGGACAGCAGUCAUGAGCCUAACACUUAUUUGGCCGUCUGUUAUAGUGUUUGGAAAUUAUGAUCUUGCAGAUGAUGAUGACACCAUGGAUUUACCACAACUUUUUGAUGAAGAACCAUCAUAUAUAAAGAAACUGACAGCAUAUGGGCUUACAACUGAUACCGAAACAAGCUACACUGCACGACUCAUGCUCGUGUCAAUGAUACCGUUUCUCAUUCUUCAACUCCCGCAAAUCAUCAAUUCGGCCUCAGUAACACGAGUGAUAGUUCUACUAACUCUCAUCCUCUCGUUAGGUUUCUUCAUUGCCUAUGCUGUGUAUCAGAUGUUCCAACCUUGGAUUCAAAACAGAAGAUUUGACUAUGUGAGACAAAAGUUUGUCAAGAACAAAUUAUUAAAACUACUCUCCACAAACGGUAAAGCAAAUGUGGAGCUAAUUAAAGGGCUGCACAAGGAACUUGACAAAAAUCAUGACGGUAAAGUUACCAAGGCUGAGUUGAAAACUCUACUUUUAGGAAUACAGAUAGAAGCAGAUGGAAAAAUAAGCGAAGAUCUUGUAGAAAGAGUCACGGAUCAACUUGAUAUCUCUGGCGACGAAUCUAUUCAAGAAGAUGAGUUUGUUAGGAUUUUAACAAAAUGGCUCAAAGAUGCAAGGAAAUCACUCUCCAAGAACGAUUACAACCCUCUCAGUUUCUUCACCAAACCACAACCGAUACAGGAUGCAGAUGAAGAACAACAAGCAGCAUUGAUACCCAAGGAGGAUAAUCUUAAUGAUCAGAGUUCAAUUUGGGAUUACUUGGAGGCUUUGGCUUUGGUACUUCUAGGGACCGCUGUGACGGCUAUUGUCGCACUUCCACUCAUAAUGAAUGUUUCUGGUUUCGCUACGGAGGCAAAUAUCCCUUCCUUCCUUAUCCCAUACAUUAUAAUACCAUGUGCCAUAAACAUACCUCGUCUCUUAUCAACGAUCAAUUCAGCAAGCCAAAAGACUCAACGCGCAGCUUCUUUAACUCUUUCUCAGAUAUAUUCAGGAGUGUUCAUGAGUAACAUGAGUAGCUUGACAACAUUUCUGUUAACGGUCUACAUAAGAGAUUUGCCAUGGGAUGUAUCUGCUGAGGUUCUAGUUGUGUUGAUUAUAUGUAGCGUGAUGGGCGUUUUCACAAGUACGAGGACAAUUUUUCCACUUUGGACCGGGUAUGUGGGUUAUCUGUUAUACCCUAUAUCGCUACUCAUGUUGUAUCUUCUUACAACAGUUUGGGGUUGGUCAUAGGUUAGAUAAGUAUUAUAUUUGUAUCCGAAUUUUGCGUUGUAUUUAAAGUACUAUGUUUGGUUAUUUACAACAAAUAUUUUUGAAGGGUGUUAUAAGUUUUGCAUUGUAUUUUGUAAUAUAUCAUGUAAUUGAUGUUGCUUUGAAGGUGUUAAUGAUAGUUGUGUUAUUA
Helianthus annuus (common sunflower) is the source of this 1995-nucleotide messenger RNA. RefSeq names its product sodium/calcium exchanger NCL2. The record is from RefSeq and is a predicted model, not a curated record. NCBI's taxonomy places the organism in Eukaryota, Viridiplantae, Streptophyta, Magnoliopsida, Asterales, Asteraceae. The transcript is spliced from 7 exons. Gene Ontology annotation, biological process: intracellular calcium ion homeostasis; calcium ion transmembrane transport. Gene Ontology annotation, cellular component: membrane. Gene Ontology annotation, molecular function: calcium ion binding; calcium:proton antiporter activity. The coding region runs from base 195 to 1826 and encodes 543 amino acids.